AAUAUAAUGAUUGAUUUUUCUUCUUCUUAUCACGCAAAAUACCUUAAAGUAAAGUACUCUCGUACUUACAUCUCUAUCUACCCCAACCCCCCUUAAAUACCCACCUUUUCCUACAUCGUUUUUGCAAAUAAAAUAAAAUAAAAUAAAAAUCUACUUUUAUAUAUCUCCCUUUUUUGUUCUUAGAAAUGUCCAUAAACCAUAUUUCUUCAUAACAUUUUGGUGGACCAAAAAACAACAAUCUUCAAUCCCAAAUAUGUUUGAGUUUAACCUUAACAACAACAUGAGCAACAAUACUCAUAAUGAACAUGAUGAUGAGCUAGGACAAAGUGAAGACAAAUUGGAAGAAAUUCCAAGAGAUCAUUUGUUUGAGAAACCAUUAACUCCAAGUGAUGUUGGAAAGCUUAACAGGUUAGUAAUCCCUAAACAGCACGCUGAGAAGUAUUUUCCUCUCAGCGGUAAUAAUAAUAAUAAUACUAAUAAUAACGAUGGCGGUACUGAAAAGGGAUUAUUACUGAGUUUCGAAGAUGAGUCAGGAAAAUCAUGGAGAUUUCGAUAUUCUUAUUGGAAUAGUAGCCAGAGCUAUGUAUUGACUAAAGGUUGGAGCCGUUUUGUCAAGGAAAAACGUCUUGAUGCUGGUGAUAUUGUUUUGUUUGACCGACACCGGUCAGAAUCUGACCGGUUAUUUAUAGGGUGGAGGCGGAGAAAUACUGUCUCCGCCUCCACCUCCAUCUCCACUCCUGCUGCAGUUCAUAACACUGCAGCAGCGGCGGUGACUCGAAAUAUGGGUGGUGGUGGAGGUGGAGGUGGGUGGGCCCACGUAUACUACGGUGGGCAUCCUUAUCCAAGCGCAGGUGCAGGUCUUCUAUACCAACCUGACUGUCUUCAUGCAGGGGGAGGAGCAAUGCCGAACCAAACAACAAGUGUGAACAAUAACACAAGAAGACACGUGAGGUUGUUUGGGGUUAACUUGGAAUGUGAGGCCGAUGAUUCAUCGUGGUCGGAGCCACCCCCGACUCCAGAUGGUGGUGGCUCUUCUACAUCGAGCCACAACCAGGAUCAUGGUCGGAGUCAGGAUCAAGCUAGCCAACACUAUUAUCAAUACCAAUUUCAGUAUUCAAAGCCUCAUGUUACUGUUUCAGCUGCUGCUUCUUCCUAUAAUAAUAACCAUCACAAUCACAAGGAUAUGAGUUUCUCAAGAGAUGUCAACCAGAUGAGAUAUCACCAGGGAUAAGAUCUGUAGAUUUGACUACCAGGAUUGUCUAUUACAGGCACUUGGAAUUUAUUUUUAUUUUUUUCUUUAAAAAAUAUUCUUGAAAAAAUAGGAAAAGAAAAUCCCAAAAGGGUAAAAAUCCCAGAUUUUCUGGCAACUUUCUCCCCCUAGAAAAAGGUAGUAUAUAUCAUAAAACUUUUAACACCUAUUCCAAGUCCAGAGGGAAUUGAUAGAAUGAAAAUAUUGGAGGUGAAGCUUUGAAAGAGACUUUAGGGUGUCUGUGGGCCCAUCAGAUUAUAGCCUGAGCAGAUGGAGGAAUAUAUAUAUGGUCAAUGUACAUUCUAUCCUUUACGAACCCCACUUGUGCGAUUUCGCUGGAUAUGUUACUGUGGAGAUUCUGCCUGAAGAUUUUUGUGAGGGGCUUUCAUCCUAAUCAUGACAAUUGACCAAAACUGAAGGAUAGUAAUAGUAAGACGAAGAAGAAAGAUGGUUCUUUUACCAAAGUGGUGAUGGUAAUGGUAGUGGGUGGUGGACUUGUCUUGUUAUUGGUGAUAAGAUGGAGGUCUGUCACAACCCAUUAGUCAUUUAGGAGGACAAAAAAUAUCUUCUUUGCCAACUCUUGAAAGGCAACUAACAGUUUUAACUGCUUUUCUUUCACAUGUUGAUGCAAUGGCAUAAUACUUUUUGUUCAACAGUAGUAGUAGUAGUAUGUAUAUGUACAUUGUACUUUUUGUGUUUUCAUGAUUCAUAUGAAAAUCUGAUGAAAAGACUCAUCAAUCUUACCUGUGUGAA
Solanum tuberosum (potato) is the source of this 2002-nucleotide messenger RNA. Its product is annotated as B3 domain-containing protein At2g36080-like. Lineage: Eukaryota; Viridiplantae; Streptophyta; Magnoliopsida; Solanales; Solanaceae. Gene Ontology annotation, molecular function: DNA binding; DNA-binding transcription factor activity. The transcript has 3 exons. The record is from RefSeq and is a predicted model, not a curated record. Bases 254 to 1231 code for a protein of 325 amino acids.